Messenger RNA from Oncorhynchus keta (chum salmon), 1736 nucleotides. Its product is annotated as oocyte zinc finger protein XlCOF19-like. Gene Ontology annotation, molecular function: DNA-binding transcription factor activity, RNA polymerase II-specific; RNA polymerase II cis-regulatory region sequence-specific DNA binding. The coding region runs from base 675 to 1703 and encodes 342 amino acids. Gene Ontology annotation, biological process: regulation of transcription by RNA polymerase II. The transcript has 2 exons. The record is from RefSeq and is a predicted model, not a curated record. Gene Ontology annotation, cellular component: transcription regulator complex; PcG protein complex. NCBI's taxonomy places the organism in Eukaryota, Metazoa, Chordata, Actinopteri, Salmoniformes, Salmonidae.
AAACGUAAAACGCAUUCAAACUCGGUAGCACAGAGUAAAUCAAAUUUACUGUUUAUAUAUAGUAGAUCAAUAUGACGUUGUGCCUUGUAGGUAGUUUAGAAGAUAUCGGAAGUUAAUAAAUAUGUAGUGUAAUGAAACAACAGGACGCAGGUCUCGAACCCUCGACCUUCUAUCGACUGUGCCGCAAACCGCUCUUGAGAAAACAACAGUUUGCACAUAUAGGUAACCAGAUUGUGACUGCUUCUACGUUACUAAGUGUUUAACCACACUGUGUUGUUACAUUGGUGGGUAAAAACUCAUGCUUCCUACCGAUUAACUUUUUGUCUGAAUAUAAACUCGACAUUUUACUCAACUGCGUUACCCACUCCCGUCAGCAGAUGGCGGUCUGAGACUUUAAACCGAUGCUGCUGGUGUGACGUAUAAUGUAGUGGACGGAACGCUUCUUUCAACAGCAGCAACAGUUCGUCAGACACCUCGGUAGCUUGCUAGACAAAAUAGACGAACCAAUAAAGCUCUUUAGACGCUUUUGAGUAUAUUAGCCACUGUGUUUUAAACCCACUUCUGUCGUCUAGUUAGUUAUCCGAUUUAAUUUCAUAUUUACGAUGUUAUUGGUCUGCUCAUGGCAAUUUAGAUUGCUGCUCAUUCAUUAGCCUAGCUAGCUAACAUCCGUGACCAUGAGUUCACUGAGCUGCUCUCCUCCUGCUAAAGAAGAGGAGGUCUGCUGGACGGAGAAAGAGGAUAUGUGGCUGAACGUUGUCGUAAAAGAGGAGAAAGAAGAGGAGGCUGUUGCCGUGAAAGAAGAAGAGAAAGACGUUUCAGUGAAAGAAGAGGAAAACUCGUUCAGAGUGAAAGAGGAAGAGGAUGUUACAGUAAAAGAAGAGGAGGAAGAGAAAGAGGCGGAUGUGGUUUUUGGAGUGAAAGAGGGGGAGAUGACUGUCACAUCCAGAAAGGCGGAGGAAGAAGAGGAGGAAACUGGAUAUCUGGGCCCGCAUCUUACGGCAUCCAAUGGUAACGAUGAACUUGGCCAUAAAAUGGUUUUGGGAAACCGGUCCCUGAUUAACACUAGAGAGAGACAUGACGACCGUGGAUCCUCUGGGGAGCCUCAACAACAUCAUGAAGCUGACGAGGCAGAGGAGAGUCUCUCCGCAUCAGAACACCUCAAGAAACAGAAGCGGAAACACACAGGGAAGAAACCUCACCGCUGCUCUGACUGUGGGAAGAGAUUCACCUCUUCAGCAGACCUCAAAAGACAUCAGAGAAUCCACACAGGAGAGAAACCUUAUAGCUGUGAUCAAUGUGGGAAGAGAUUUACUGAUCUAAGCAGCCUGAAAAGACACCAGAGAAUUCACACGGGAGAGAAACCUUAUAGAUGCACUGACUGUGGGAAGAGUUUUAAUGUUCCAAGCAGCCUGAAAACGCACCAAAGAAUUCACACGGGAGAGAAACCUUAUAGCUGUGAUCAAUGUGGGAAGAGUUUUGUUUCAUCUAGCCAGCUGACUGUACACCAGAGAACACACACAGGAGAGAAAUGUUAUAGCUGUGAUCAAUGUGGGAAGAGUUUUGUUUCAUCUAGCCAGCUUACUGCACACCAGAAAACACACACAGGAGAGAAAUCGUAUAGCUGUGAUCAAUGUGGGAAGAGAUACUCUGGUAAAAGAUCUCUGAUUAGACAUCAGAAAAUACAUGAAGGAGUUGUUCCAUGAUAUCAAUAAAAUGUCAUAAUGUAGAACCCUAAA